Molecule: messenger RNA, 345 nt
Organism: Lentinula edodes (shiitake mushroom)
Lineage: Eukaryota; Fungi; Basidiomycota; Agaricomycetes; Agaricales; Omphalotaceae
Exons: 3
Coding region: 1-345 (114 amino acids)
Source: RefSeq, a predicted model, not a curated record
AUGCCGGAGGAUUGGGAGGACUAUGGCGUCCAGCAGGUAUCGACGAAGAACGUCAGGCAGGGUGAAGCAGGAAGGGCAAGAAACCAAACUCGGAUGGCACAGAAAAGAGCUGGGAUGACGGAGGAGGAAAAAGCAGAGAGUAAGAACACCCGAAAGGAAGCUGCUGCUGCUUCGUAUCUCAGAAAUAGGAAAACCAUCCUUCGGAAAGCACAGGACAAGCGGAUCUCAGAGUUUGUUGAAAAGAUCGGACACCCAGAUGCUGAUCUAUGGUAUCCUUACCGUCGUAAUACCUACCGUGUCGGAACGGAAGCUGGUGUCUCCACCAAUCCCCGUAUUUACCUUUAA